Messenger RNA from Lolium perenne, 905 nucleotides. RefSeq lists its product as uncharacterized. The record is from RefSeq and is a predicted model, not a curated record. NCBI's taxonomy places the organism in Eukaryota, Viridiplantae, Streptophyta, Magnoliopsida, Poales, Poaceae. Gene Ontology annotation, biological process: cellular response to heat.
UCGAACCCCCUCACCUGCACCCAAGAGCAGCUAGCAAGUUCACCGUCUGAAUCCCGAAAGCGCCGCCGCCCGCCGUCGAUCAGCUAAACAUGGCCGCCGGAAGGACGUACGUCGACUUCGUGCCGUCGCACAACCUCGUCGAGGAGAGCACGAAGCAGACCCUCGUCCUCAACCUCCCAGGGUUCCAGAAGGAGCACCUGAGGGUGCAGAUCGACAACUACGGCCGGCUGAGGAUCAGCGGCGAGCGCCCGCUCGAAGGCGGCCAGUGGAGCCGCUUCCGCAAGGACUUCCAGGUGCCCGACGGCUGCGACGCCGGCGGCAUCCGCGCCAGGUUCGAGAAGGACAGCGUCCUCCACAUCACCAUGCCCAGGCUCUCCCCCGUCGACCUGCCCGAGGACGACAAACACGUCGCCGAAGCCGCCGCUGCCGCUGCUGCUGCGGAAGAGAAGAAGCGCCAGGAGGAGCAGGAGGAGGAGACGAGGACGAAGCGUCAUGAAGAGCACGGCAGCGACGACGAUGAAGGCGGUCACCAGGAGAUGGCUGCCUCUGGCGCCGGUGGCACGGCCUACGGCUUCGCCAGGGACCGGAGCGGGAUGGUGCGGAGAAUGAUCAUCGCGGUGGCGCUGGCCCUGGUUGGCGCUGCAGGCAUGUAUGCCAGGUACAGGCUGAUGGAUCCCUCCGGCGAGACGGCGCCGGCACAUAAUGCCACCGCCGGCCUCUCCGACUACUGAUCAACGAACAAGCUGAAUUCACAGUGAUGCAGAUACAUUGAUCACCACACCUGGCAGUGCAGAAUUCGCAGUGGUGUGGGCGGAGAUACGUGGCUACAUUAGCCGUCUGAGUGUAUAUCGUGUAAAUAUGAUCUCACUCUAUAUCUUAAAUGCUUGAUUGAUUCUGAUUGUACA